Amoebophrya sp. A25 is the source of this 4481-nucleotide messenger RNA. NCBI's taxonomy places the organism in Eukaryota, Dinophyceae, Syndiniales, Amoebophryaceae. The record is from the annotation of a GenBank genome assembly.
UGCGCAGACUUUCUAUUUCUUUCUGCUUAUCUAGCUGAAGUAGCAUCAUUUUAUGAAAAAUCUCAACGAAAGCGAAACCAAGUUGCACCGCAGAAGCGCAAGAACCGUUGUCAGUGGAACAGUUUACACAUGCUGGGUGGCCACGCUGGGCGGCCACACUGGGCACGCCUGGCUGACGCUCCGCGGACCACUUGAGGGCCCUGGGAUCGAGGUCGCCCUCUAUAGAGGCGCACGGGGAAACCAAUGGGGGCGUGUUACUUUUCGAGAAUCUCACCGCGAUGGGGGGCUAACCCUCAUCAGGAGCUUCAGAGCUGCAUACUGUAGAAGGUCGCGGCUUUGGAUGCCAGGAGACCGCGCGCGCGCGCCUGCUGACUCCAUGGCCCUGCGGCCGAGCGGCCGCACCGCGAUGAGCUGACGCGGCGGCGCAGGCUCUUGCGGCGGUUGUUGAUUGGUUUCACGCGGAGGGCGUGCCGCCUGCGGGUGAUGCUAGCCGGCUGCUUUUUUUGUGGCUUUUCUGGAUGGUGUUUUCUCGGUGUUUCUGCAGUCGGUUGCUUUUCUCAUAGCAAGCUGGCUGCCUGGAAGCGGCGGGCCUGUGUGUGGUGGCCUUGCUUACUUCGGGUGAUUUGGUUAGACGUCUGCAUCGUGGGGCGUAGCGGAAUUUGCAGAGAGGGGCCCUGGGGUGAUCGGUGGGGGCUUAGUCGGAGCGUCAGCCAGGGGCGACCUAAGGACGCGUUAUUUCGGAGGACUGGGCCGGGGUAUUGAUCAAGGUGCUACGUACUUCAGGCGAUGCUACUCGACAGCGCUAAACUUGUGCUAUCGGGGUACUACUUGCGGUAGUGCUAUUUGAAAAUGCUAGACUUGUGCUAUCGGGGUGCUAUCUCGAAUAGCGCUACUUGGAAAGUGCUAAGCCUGUGUUAUUGGGGUGCUAUUGCCGAUGGUGCUACUUGAAAGCGCUAGACUUUUGCUAAGUCGGUGCUAAAUUUGGGUGGCUAAGUGGGGGGCUAAGUUUUGUGGCCCUGCGUGUGGUUGCACACAAAAAAUUGGUGCUAAAUCGAGGGGAGCCCCAAACCUUGGGGCCUUGACCUUCGAGGAGUUAUUAUUUAAAAAAAUUCCCAAAAAAUUUGCAAUCGUUGGGCGCUGUGGAUUGCUUGUGCGGGUAUCUCUUCGGCAGGUUUGGGCGGGUAUUUCUGCAGGAGCUCAGGCGCCUGCUUGGUGGCGUAGUUCGUUGCCUGCUGGGAUGAUCGGAGGCCGCAGGGGGUUGGGGUGGGCCUUUGGACCGGGGCGGGGUGUUGGUGGUCGAGCUCGGUGGCAGAGAGGUGCGCUGGGGGUUCGGCGGGUUAACGUUAAGGGCAGUCGGGGCGACAGGUUUAGGGCUUGGCGGUGUCGGUGCUUAGCUUUCUGGCCUCCUGGGGGUUCGGGUGCCCGAUUCUUACCCAAGGGGCCACCGCUUCCCAAGGGCCACCUAAACCCAAGGGUCGUGGAUUGCUCGCGGGUUCGCCGCUUCGGCAUUGUCUCUGGCUCUGAGUGCCUCUAGGUGUGUUAGUCUUCUGGGGUGGUUGGUGGUGCAUUCUGCUGGGCUUGGGUCUUGGGUUUUCAAAUUUUUGCGGAAUUUUUCAAAAGCUGUAACUACCAGCGGCCUGGGGCUCCAACAAACCCCGCGCGAAAACGCUUAGGAACCGGGCUGGCCUUCGAUUGAGCACAAAGAGACUUAGCAUAUGCGCGACCACAUGCAAGACCACAAAAAGACCCCGCGGCCGCUGGGUUCUCGCGGGCCUCUGUUGGUUUGGCUCUUGGUCAUGGCAGGAGAGGCACUAGCGGCGGAGGGGGCGCGCGGCUUGGCUCUGUGGCGGCUUCUUGGGCUUGCCUGGUCUCUUUGCUGAGGCAUUCGCGCCGUGUCGGGUGGUGGUUUGUUUCUUGGAUUGUGUUCUCGCUUUCGAAGGUCGCCCAAGCCGUGGGGUGUUGUCAGCUGAGCACUGUCUGCGGCGGAGGGGGGCACGCUUGCAGGGUCUUCGGGUGUCGGCAAAUUGCUGAGAGGAGGCGCUGGGGCUUUUGCAUUUGUUGCAGGUUCCCAACCCAUGCCCAGGAUGCCCCCGUUGGUUCUUUCUGGUGUGCGUGUCAGUGCGGGUGGUGCUUUGGGUGGUGGUACUUAGGGACGGGCCGCUGAGUUGGUUCUUUUGGCGUUCGUUGGGGGGCCGUGGGGUGGGUGGAGCGGCGGGCGCGCGCCUGCUAAGUUUUAGCAUUUUGCUGCAAAUUUAGCACUUUUGCAGCAGAUAGCGCAGGCGGCUGGCAGGCAUCCGCCUGAUUGGUUGAAAAGCCCCGACCCUUGGAGGGUUUGCAAGCUGGGCACGACUUGAACGGGCCGCGGCUCUGGGAGCCAGGAGACCGCGCGCGCGCGCCUGCUGACUCCAUGGCCUUACGGCUUCGCAGCCGCGACUGACAAGCUGACGCGGCGACGCAAGCUCUUGACCUGCGCUGGUUGUUGAUUGGUUGAAGGGCCCGACUUGUGCUGGGUUCUUAAGCUGAACGCGUGAAGAAGUCGCGGCUUUGGAAGCCAAGGAGACCGCGCGUGCGCCUGCUGACUCCAUGGCCUUACGGCUUCGCGGCUGCACCGCGACCGCGAUAAGCCGACGCGGCGACGAAAGCGCAGCGCUUGCGCUGGUAGUUAUUGAUUGGCUGAAAGGCUUGAGUUUUGAAGAGGUCUCAAGUUGAGCAGUUGUUCGUUGGGAAAGUCGUGGCCUUGGAAAUCAGGAGACCGCGCGCGCGCUUGCUUACUCCAUGGCCUUGCGGCUUCGCAGCCGCGCCGCGAGAAGCCUACGCGGUGACGCAGGCUCUUGCGCUGGUUGUUGAUUGCUUGGUUGGGCAGCCCCCUGACUUGCGCUGAGUUCUCCUGCUGAGAAUUAAGGCUAACGCUUGAAGUUGAAAACCAACGCCGCGGCUUUGGAAGCCAAGGAGUAGGAGACCGCGCGCGCGCCUGCUGACUCCGUGGCCUUAUGGCUUCGCAGCCGCGCCGCGAUAAGCUUACGCGCAUGCGGCGACGGAAGCUCUUGCGCUGGUUGUUGAUUGGUCGGGCUUCCAAGUUGAACACUUGAAAAAGGGAAAAGCUGCGGCUUUGGAAGCCAAGGAGGCCGCGGGCGUGCGCGCCUGCUGAGUCCAUGGCCUUACGACUUCGCAGCGGCCGCACCGCGAGGAUAAGCUGACGCGGCGCCGGAGGCUCUUGCGCUGGUUGUUGCUUGGUUGGUUGAAAUUCAGUGGGGGCAGGCUUUGCCAACUUCUCCAUUGAAAACUUGAGGCACUUGGUCGCGUAGGCCGUGCGCCUCGCUGUAGGGGGUCUCCUGGAGCCUACGUCACUUGAGGGCCACGCAUUGGGCACGCCGAGCCCAUGCGGCUGAUUUUUUUGCGCCUCACUCUGGGACGAGGUGCUGCGUAUCCCCUGAGCACAAACAAUGGCGCGCUGUUGCCCUCAAGGUUCCGGGCAGCGCGGGCGUAGUGCUGCGCCGGGUUGCGCAGUGGCGGCCUGCCCCUGCUCUGUGCAGGCUUGCUCUGCGUUGUGCUUGUGCUGCACUGCGCUGUUUGGUACAAUGCUGCGCCGCUUUUGUUCAUAACGGCCUCGGCGGCUGCGUAGUUCGCCAGCAUCGUUGGCCUACGCUAGACAAGCAUUGCCGGGGGGAUCUCAAGCGGCUCGCCUUGCGGGCGCCCCGCAUUUUGAGACGCCUGGCGUCACGCGGGGCGAAGAAUUCGGCAGAUCUGGCACAUGUGGAUGCGGGUCGCCCGGCGAGCCAGUGUUCCCAGCGUGCCCAGCCCAGCCAUGAGGGGAUAGGUUAUCAGCUGUAUUAUCAUUGUCAUGUACUCGCGUUGUAUCAUUUUUCUUGUACCAUAAAUUUCACUGAUUAUAUCUUCAACCAUAUCAUCAUGUUCAUGUAUUACUAAUCUUGCAACCUCCCCCCGAAGUGAGUGUAUCGAAAUUCCACUGGAGGGGAUGCUUCACAUCUAUGUAUUGCACUUAUGAAAAUAUUGAAGAAUCGAUGAUGCGAGCGAACCGCAGUCGACCCUUUGAUCUUGUUCGCGAAGGUGUUACGUGUGAUCGAUUUACUAGAUAGGAGGAACCCACAAUUUCGAGGCAUCCAUGUGUCCUGGAUAUUGUUUAGUCUCCAAUUGAGUAUAUGUGCAACUCAUGCCAUGCCAUGACAGUCGUCCGCCAUCACUUUGCAUAUGGUUCGUCGGCACCUUGUGUGAAGACGGAAUGUGGUCAAGGCAACCUAUCUAUCAUCUCAUAAGUAUCAUGAUCAAACCGCAAGAAUCUUGUUUCAAGUCAGUAGCCAACUACGUUUGCUAGUUUUCCUAGUGGGCCCACGCCUAACCUCACCUACUAUACUGACACUGGUCGGCGCGGUAGUAGUACAGCGCAUCAACUAAUUUCAAUUACAACUCCCGAGAGAUUAAGACCGUGAAGAAGGAAUCCAAGUCGAAUGGAAAUGAAGCAU